GCAAUCAGUUGCCGGAAUAGAAAUGCGAAGCACUGCGAUCAUCGUCUGCCUCUCCUUGGCCAUCGGAGUCGCCUCCGCCACGGACUACUGCAAGAAGAGCUGCGGCGGCACCAAGAAUCUCGGAUGCGAUAACAAUGGGGCCUGGGAUUCGAGUUGUCCCAGUGAUGCUGCCCUGGUUUCCCUGACUUCCGCGCAGAAGGACGCUUUGGUGGCCAGGACGAACCAGUACAGGAACAUCAUCGCCGGAGGAUUGAAUGCCAACUUGAGUGCCGCCUGCAGGAUGGCCACCAUCAAGUGGAACGACGAGUUGGCUUACUUGGCUUCCCUGAACGUGAAGAGCUGUGCGAUGCGCCACGAUGGAUGCCACAACACAGAUGCCUUCGAUUGGUCUGGCCAGAAUCUUGCCUGGAUGGGCUACUACGAUCCCCUGAAUGUGACCCACUAUCUUGAGUGGGGAGUGGACAUGUGGUACAGUGAGCAUGUGUACACCAAACAGGCCUACAUCGAUGCCUAUCCAUCGAACUACAAUGGUCCGGCAAUUGGACACUUCACUGUACUCGUUGCCGAUCGCAACACGGAUGUGGGUUGUGCAGCUGCCACUUAUUCGGUUCCUGGUCAGUCCUACAAGGCCUUCCUACUCGCCUGUAACUAUGCGGCCACCAAUGUCCUCGGCAUCAAGAUGUACAGCUCCUGCUCGAAGGCAGCGAGCAAGUGCACCACGGGCACCAAUCCCAGAUACAAGUACCUCUGCAGCUCCAAGGAGGUCUACGAUGUCAACAACCUCAACUACUAGUGAUUGUGGAUCAAUAAAUAACAGCGUUAAUUGGGCUAUCAUUUUUCAAAA
This is a messenger RNA of Drosophila ficusphila, 844 nucleotides long. RefSeq names its product antigen 5 like allergen Cul n 1. Bases 23 to 793 code for a protein of 256 amino acids. The transcript has 2 exons. The record is from RefSeq and is a predicted model, not a curated record. NCBI's taxonomy places the organism in Eukaryota, Metazoa, Arthropoda, Insecta, Diptera, Drosophilidae.